UUACAUUAUGGGCUGGGUUAUACUGAGCCUGCCUUUCUCAAACAUUGAAUUCUGUACUGUACUGUAGUACUGUGGUGUGCUGUAGUGUACUGUGGUGUACUGUGGUGUGGUGUACUGUAGUGUACUGUACUGUGGUGUACUGUAGUGUACUGUACUGUCAUGUACUGUGGUAUACUGUAGUGUACUGUACUGUAGUGUAGUGUACUGUGGUGUACUGUAGUGUACUGUACUGUGGUGUACUGUGCUGUGGUGUAGUGUACUGUGCUGUGGUGUACUGUAGUGUAGUGUACUGUGGUGUACUGUAGUGUACUGUGCUGUGGUGUACUGUAGUGUACUGUACUGUGGUGUACUGUAGUGUAGUGUACUGUACUGUACUGUGGUGUACUGUAGUGUACUGUACUGUGGUGUACUGUAGUGUAGUGUACUGUGGUGUACUGUAGUGUAGUGUACUGUACUGUACUGUGGUGUACUGUAGUGUACUGUACUGUGGUGUACUGUGCUGUGGUGUAGUGUACUGUACUGUGUGCAUCAACAGCACGGGAUCAGGUUUUCAGGAUGGUGUUCCUUAUUUCUGUCAUUGUUCUAAUAAUACAAUACAAAUACAAUUGACAUUUCUAUAGCACCUUUCAGAAUAAGGAUCCCAAAGUGCUUCACACACACACACACACACACACACACACUACACACACACUACACACACAAAUAAAUAUUUACAAUAAAAAAUUAACAAUUAAACUAUUACAUUUAAAACAGUCUAAUACAAACAUGAAUAAAACACAAAUUUAAAAAGAGACAAAAAAUUGUUUUUAAUUGUAAAAUUGUAAAAAUAAAUAAAUAAAAAAGCUAGUUUAUAAAAAUAGAACAAUUAAAAGAGUCUUAAAUAAAAAUGUAAGACAAUUAAAAUAAUAAUAAUAAAACAAAAUCCCAUAUUCCUAUAUUCAGCAUGGGAUAUACGACCAAACACAGGAAAGAAAAAAUAAAUAAAACUACUAAAAAAUACCUGGUUAAAACUAUUAUAAAUAAAGAACAAAUCAUAUAACCAGUGUGUGUGUGUAAAUAGAGAUAAAUCAUGCUUAUUAAUAUCACUGCAGCAAAACACUGUAACCUCUUAGCCUGUUGAUUCCGUGUAACAAUUUUUUUUUUUUUUUGUUCCUGGGUAGUAAGUGUUAUUUCCUAAUUGCUUAUGCCUCAAAAGUAUAGAAAAUGGCUAUUAUUCCCCACAAACUUUGCUUUUGUGACCAGGACAGUGAUAUUUUGAAAUUUACCUAUUUUCCAGAACAUUCCAGAUAGAUUCAGUGCUGAGUAAACUUGGAGUAACUUCUAGAACUUUCUAGAACUUUCCAGUAAUAUAAAUAGUAGUAUAAAUACAGGAACCUUAAGCCCACCAAUUCAGUUUAGUUCCAGCUGCCUAAGUGCAUACAUAUCUGCAUUUUUCUGAGAUGGCAUCAAGAGGCUGCAAGCAUCCGGCAGACGCAUUUUGCUAUGUCUGCGGCCAAUUUAUCAAGACAAGAGCGAAAAAGUACUCCGUGGAAGCAUCUGCUAAGAUGUGUGAGGCCUACAAGGCAUAUUUCGGCAUGCCUGUCAGGGAUCAAGACAAACCCUGGGCACCUCAUUUCACCUGCGAGUACUGCAAAAAAACUCUGGAAGGAUGGUACAGAGGGGAAAAGAGAGCCAUGAAGUUCGCUAUCCCAAGAAUUUGGCGGGAACCCACUGACCACUCAAGCAACUGCUACUUCUGCAUGGUGGACCCUUCCAAGCGGACCGAGUUCUCUGUGGGGAGGAACAACGUCAAGUGGGAGCCACUGGUGGACCCCCGGAAGGUGCUGAUGCCACCACUGCACAUCAAAUUGGGCCUUAUGAAACAAUUUGUCAGAGCUCUAGAUAAGGAGUCGGCAGCCUUCAAGUACCUUCAAGACUUCUUCCCUAAGCUGUCUGAGGCAAAGGUCAAAGCCGGUGUCUUCGUCGGACCACAGAUAAAGAAGAUCCUGGAGUGCAAUGAAUUCCCCAAGAAGCUCACUAGUAAGGAGAAAGCGGCUUGGAACAGCUUUUGUCGCAGUGGUUCGGGGCUUCCUGGGCAAUCACAAGGCCGAAAACUAUGUGGAGCUGGUUGAGACUGGUGAAGAACUACGGCACAAUGGGCUGUUCAUAUCCUUGAUGCUCAUCUUGAUAAAUUCAAGGAGAACAUGGGAGCGUACUCGGAGGAGCAAGGCGAGCGCUUCCACCAGGAUAUACUGGACUUUGAACGCCGUUACCAAGGACAGUAUAACGAGAACAUGAUGGGAGACUACACUUGGGGGCUGAUUCGUGAAAGUGAUUUACAGUAUAAUCAUAAAUCUCGAAAAACUACUCACUUCUAAAUCUUUUGUAGUCAUUUUUGUAUUACUUUAGUAUAAAUACAUGUUAAUUUGGAUUCAUAUGUUGUUUUUUUCUGACUUUAUGUGAACAAAAAGACACAAAUUCGCCCGUUUUCUCAUUGGAAAUAGGUAAAUUUCAAAAUAUCACUGUCCUGGUCAUCAAUCAUGAUCGUAAAUCACUUUCACGAAUCAGCCCCCAAGUGUAGUCUCCCAUCAUUUUCUCGUUAUACUGUCCUUGGUAGCGGACUCGCAGGUGAAAUGAGGUGCCCAGGGUUUGUCUUGAUCCCCGACAGGCAUGCCGAAAUAUGCCUUGUAGGCCUCACACAUCUUAGCAGAUGCUUCCACGGAGUACUUUUUCGCUCUUGUCUUGAUAAAUUGGCCGCAGACAUAGCAAAAUGCGUCUGCCGGAUGCUUGCAGCCUCUUGAUGCCAUCUCAGAAAAAUGCAGAUAUGUAUGCACUUAGGCAGCUGGAACUAAACUGAAUUGGUGGGCUUAAGGUUCCUGUAUUUAUACUACUAUUUAUAUUACUGGAAAGUUCUAGAAGUUACUCCAAGUUUACUCAGCACUGAACCUAUCUGGAAUGUUCUGGAAAAUAGGUAAA
This is a messenger RNA of Acipenser ruthenus (sterlet), 2955 nucleotides long. RefSeq lists its product as uncharacterized. The record is from RefSeq and is a predicted model, not a curated record. The coding region runs from base 1440 to 2111 and encodes 223 amino acids. The transcript is spliced from 2 exons. Lineage: Eukaryota; Metazoa; Chordata; Actinopteri; Acipenseriformes; Acipenseridae.